Molecule: messenger RNA, 634 nt
Organism: Cimex lectularius (bed bug)
Lineage: Eukaryota; Metazoa; Arthropoda; Insecta; Hemiptera; Cimicidae
Exons: 7
Coding region: 54-509 (151 amino acids)
Biological process (GO): sensory perception of smell
Molecular function (GO): odorant binding
Source: RefSeq, a predicted model, not a curated record
AUAAACCCACUUAGCAAGGCGCUUACAAGAAGAGGUGCAAAACGUCCGUUAAAAUGAAAGCAUUCUUUUCUCUCGUAAUCCUCGGAGUUGCCAUCGCCCUUGUUAACUCCAAGGCCACAAAAGAGGUUUCGGAAAAACUCAGGGCUGCAGUAGCCAAAUGCACGAAAGAACACCACCUGGACUUAACUACAGUCGAGGAAUAUGUCAAAUUUCAUAAACUCCCAGAAACCGAACAUGGAAAAUGCGCUGUCUUCUGCUAUUUCAAAGAAAUGGGAUAUGUGACUGAUGGAAAAUUCAACGAUGCAAACGUAGAAAGUACAAACAAAUUAAAAUGGGAUAACGAAACAGAAGCUGCGAAGGCAACUGAAGUUUACCAUACCUGCCUUAAAGAAACCAGCCUCACUGACGUCACAUUGGACUGCGAAGCCGCCGUGAAAAUGCUCAGUUGCCUCAAAACCCAUAGUGAAAAGCAUUCGCUCCCACUUCCGGAACUUCACAAAGAUGAAUAAAUUUUGUAAUGUGAAACGGCUCUUACAAAAAUUUUCAACAAAUCAAACAUUGACCCUGACCGAUCUUCAAGACAUCGUAAAGUAAUAAUGAAUAUUUUGAUAAAAAUUCAAAACUAAUAAACAUU